This is a messenger RNA of Iphiclides podalirius (scarce swallowtail), 1341 nucleotides long. NCBI's taxonomy places the organism in Eukaryota, Metazoa, Arthropoda, Insecta, Lepidoptera, Papilionidae. The record is from the annotation of a GenBank genome assembly.
AUGCAGGUUACGCAGGCAGAUUCAAGCAAGUGUAAAAGAGCCGGCGUGGAAGAUUUCACCAAUAAACCGACAUUCAAUUCGAAUAAAAUGAAAAAGUUCAUUAUAUCGAAAAUAGAACACAACGAGACCACGAAUCGCGCGACGCCUACCGCGACCACGCCGACCGCUACUACGCCGGAGCCUCCCUCAACGCCUAACAGUAGCAAACAGGAUGCUUUGAAGCCGGAGGUGCAGCCGCCGUUGCCGCUAGAUCCGCCGCCGCCCGACAAGCCGCCUAACAUGAGUUUGACUUUGAAAGAGGAGGUCGAGGACAUCGAGUACAACAGUCCCGGCGAGGAGCCAUCAUCGGAUACAAUGAACCAUUCGGAAUCGACGAUAGACCGUUCGAAAACGAACGGCGUCGACGAAGCGGAGAAAUCGAGGCCCAUGUGCCGAGACUUCAUACGCGGCAAGUGCAUUCGUCCGGGGACGUGCAAAUUCAGACACCAGUGCGACGUCUCGCAGCUGGUCGGCAUCUACACGUUUUGCAGGAACUUUCAGAAUUCCGUUUGCACGCUCCCGAACUGCAAAUAUGUUCACGCGACGGUGUUUGAAGAGCAACGGUUUUAUAGAACUGGCGAAUUGCCUCCCCACGCGUUGGCGCAUCACAAAAAAGUCAAUAUAUUGCCUCCGCCUCCGCCACCUCCCGAAGAAGCACCGUCAGAUAUACAAACAAUGUUUAAUAACCCUCCUCCGCCUCUUCCUGUCAGUAUCGAAAAGCAGACACCAGUCAUUAGUUGUAUAGCCGCCAGCAAAAUGGAUACUAGAACAUUUCCGGACGACCUUAGAGCUGCUUUGUCCACCGCCGGCACAAAUACGUCACCCUUGAAGCGAGAGUGGGCCAAUAUUGAGAAUUCAGUCUGCAGUUCGCCGGGGGGCCACGACUUCGACCCAGAUCGCUUGCCAAAAAGAUGCAGGAAUUGUGAAUGUGUUAAGUUCAGAGAGAAGAUAAUCAAGGAUAAAUACGAGAAGGAGAAAAAGGCAAAGAUGGAGGUGCGCCAAAACAUGGAAAUACUGGCAAAUAAGCGCGAUAGGCUUAGCACAACGUUGAGGACUUUAAUUAGACCAACGUAUCAAGCAAAAAUGGCGGGCAGCGGGUUGAACACAACACCAAAUGUUAAUGCGGAGAGGCAAAAGUGGCUAUUGGACCAGCUGAGCCCAACAAUUAACUCCAGUUUGAUGACGGGAAUCCAGGAUGACAUUAAUAGGAAUAAUUUGAAUGGUAACCUAUCAAAUUUGGUGGCCAAACUGCUCAAUGUGUACCGGCAAAACAUCCUGACAUCAGACACUUCUCAGAUAUCC